AUGGGGUUGGUCUAUGCAGACAUGAAUUCUCUCUCUCUAAGCCCAAACUACAAAUCAUCACUAGUAUCAUCAGUUUCUUCUCAGGAGAGUUUUGCUUCGAAGUGUUCAGAAAUAGUAGUGGAAAAUGGGAGGGCUUUCUGGGGUUUUCCUUUGAUGGGCAACUUUGUUCCUAAAAGCUUUGAGGAGCACCAAAACAGUAGCGGUGAAGUUAUGGAAGGUAAGGGCUGUGAGAGCAGUGAUGGAAUAUUGUUUGGAGAAAACAAAGGAAAUUUGGAAGAUGAAAAUCUUGUUAGUCAUGAUCAGAAUAUUGGGGUGGUCAAUGGGAAGGAGACAGAUAGUGGUCAGUCAAAACUCUGCGCCAGAGGACAUUGGAGACCUGCUGAGGAUGCAAAGCUCAAAGAACUUGUUGCUCUUUAUGGCCCUCAGAACUGGAAUCUUAUUGCUGAGAAGUUGGAAGGAAGAUCAGGAAAGAGUUGCAGACUAAGAUGGUUUAACCAAUUGGAUCCAAGGAUCAACAGAAGAGCUUUCACUGAGGAAGAAGAGGAGAGACUAAUGCAAGCUCACAGAAUCUAUGGCAACAAGUGGGCCAUGAUAGCCAGGCUUUUCCCAGGGAGAACUGACAAUGCAGUGAAAAACCAUUGGCAUGUGAUCAUGGCAAGGAAGUAUAGAGAACAAUCAAGUGCUUAUAGGAGGAGAAAACUGAGUCAAUCGAUUUAUAGAAGAAUGGAUAUUCAAGAGAACAGCAACAACAACAACAACUCCUCUAACUUUGUGUGUGGAAUAUCAGAUCAUCAGACGUCUCCAAGAGGUGAUGUACCAGUACCCCCACAAUACUGUUUUGGUAGCAUUGUCUCAGCUCAUGGAUCAGCUGGUCUUGGCAAUGCGUCUUCUUUUCCCUUUGGAGGCUUUAAUGGUGGUGGGGUUUCCUAUUGCUUCAAUUGUUCACCCCACAUGACUGGUGGUGCAGAACCAUUCUCCAGCAACAAGGUCCCUUCCAACAGUGGAUUAUUCUGUGCCCACCAGAUCACUCCUUUUGAAUUCUUCCCUGAUGGUGCCAAGAGCAAUGACUUGACAAUGGACAUGCUAAGCCAGAACAAGUCUUUUGAGUACAGGCCAAGUGAUGAAAACCAAACAGAUGUUGGUUUUCACCAUCAUCAUGAUCAUCACCAUCAUCAUCAUCAUCAUCAUAACCAAUAUCAACAAAGCUUGCAAAGUUUCUCAAACUCAACAUCUCAAGUCUCAGGAGGAGAGAAUGAAGAAGCAGUGGGAUUAAGCCUGCAUUUUGAUGAGGGCAUUCCCAUUCCCCCACAGUUCAUAGACUUCCUUGGGGUUGGAGCCACAUGACACAGCAAGUUUUUUAGAACCCAGAAGAGGAGAAAAGAAGAGA
Messenger RNA from Morus notabilis, 1387 nucleotides. RefSeq names its product myb-related protein A. NCBI's taxonomy places the organism in Eukaryota, Viridiplantae, Streptophyta, Magnoliopsida, Rosales, Moraceae. Gene Ontology annotation, cellular component: nucleus. Gene Ontology annotation, molecular function: DNA-binding transcription factor activity, RNA polymerase II-specific; RNA polymerase II cis-regulatory region sequence-specific DNA binding. The transcript has 3 exons. The coding region runs from base 1 to 1344 and encodes 447 amino acids. The record is from RefSeq and is a predicted model, not a curated record. Gene Ontology annotation, biological process: regulation of DNA-templated transcription.